Molecule: messenger RNA, 925 nt
Organism: Carassius auratus (goldfish)
Lineage: Eukaryota; Metazoa; Chordata; Actinopteri; Cypriniformes; Cyprinidae
Product: transmembrane protein 244
Exons: 6
Coding region: 94-621 (175 amino acids)
Source: RefSeq, a predicted model, not a curated record
CAGCUUUACAGAAGCAUUGCUAAUCUUAUUAAGAGCGGCCAUGACAGAUGCACUGAUUCAGUCUUAUGCUAGCUGCGAGAGCGCUGGCCAUUCAUGUUGUUGGACUACUGCUGCCGGUGCUGUGGGACCACGCUGAUCAGACGCCAUGGACAACCCCUGCCCAUCCACAGCAAGCUCCACGACACCUGGGCUGUUCUUCAGAACCUGUUGAUGUGUAUGCUGUGCUUCUACUCGCUCUACUAUAUCGUGGUCAGUCUCUGCAUCGGCAUCCUCAGGGUGGAGGAGGUGGACAGCUUGUUAGCACCCUUUGACUACACCACUCAACCAUCAUGGCAAAGCCCCAAAUAUUUAGUGAGUGUGAUCUCCACAGAGGUGACCUAUGUUCUGGGCGGUCUGAUAUUCGCGUGGAUCGUGGAGGAGUGUGUGUGGGACUACGCCAUCACUGUCACACUGCUGCACGUCGCUCUGACCGUAGCAGUUAUGGCUGAUAUUCCCUCGACAGAGCAUUGGUGGAUUGCUCUCGGCUCAGGGUUGGUGAUGAUGAUCUUUGGCGGACAGCUCCUGGCUUACACACUCUUCAGAAGUAAUUUUGUGCAUCCUGAAGAUCUGCAGAACUUCUGACACGCUGUGGAACAUCUACAUGGAUGAAUGUUCUCUGUUUUUUAUUUCUUUUUUACACCAUAAGUAGUGUGUAAAGGUUUUGUUAUUCCUAAACAGUAUUUUGUCUGCUCGUGCUGAUGAAGUAAUUCCAGUAAAUCAGUUUAUUUUGGUGGCCUUUUGUGACAUCAUAUGGUGAAAUCUCACAAUAGUCCAGUGGAUUUUCACUCGAAUGCAAUAAUGAUUGUCUGUGAUUACAUGCAAGUUUACAUUUGCUUCACUGCUCCACUUCAUGAUUUUGGCCAUGAUUUGGCCGAAUAUUAAAAGA